GGUCCCUGCCUGCCCUUUCUGAGUCAAGCCUGAAUUAGCGGGGAGGAAGGGAGAGCGCUCCAUGAGGGGAAUCUCCUCACGAAGGACAUUUAGGGACAUAAACUAAAGCACAGCAAGUUCCACCUCAACUUGAGGAAGAACUUCUUUAUGCGAGCGUGGAAGAGCACUGCGACAGACUUGUCCAGGGAGGGUGUGGAGUCUCCCUCUCUGGAGAAAUGCCAAACUCACCUAGACCUUCCUGUGUCACCUGCUCCAGGUGACCCUGCCUUGGCAAGGGGCUAGACUGGGUGAUCUCCAGAGAGCCCUUCCAACCCUAACGAUUCUGGGAUCUGCAAAGGCCUUCAUGAAGGCCAUUAUUAGUAAGAAAUGCUUCCUUUUGAGGGUGGUGCUGCCCUGCCACAAGUUGCCCUAAGAAGCUGUGGCUCCCCCUGGAUCCCUGGAAGUGUCCAAGGCCAAGCUGGACACGGUUUGGAGCAAACUGGGAUAGUGAAAGGUGUCCCUGCCCGUGACAGGGUGUGGAACGAGAUUCUGCUGAGGUACAGCAGCCCCUGAGACACAUCUGCCCUCGUCACCAGCUGCACAGGACUGUCAGAUACAGGAGCAAGUAACAGCAGGGUCUGUGCUCAGAGCCCUGCUGGCCCUCAGGCUGCUGCCAUCUUCCAACCCACUAAAUACAAGAGAUGCAGUGAAACAGAACCGGUUAAAAAGGUUACCAGCUGCCAGAGAAGAAGAAGGGAGCAGUUAAUAGAAUUGAAGUGUGUUCAUCUUUUUCUGCUCUGUGAUUAUGUGCUGGAACUGUAAUUUCUUCUGCUAUACAUUUGGGACAGAACUUUAGGAAUACAACCAAGGAGAAUGUCACCUGUGAGAUAAGUUAUCUAGCUCUUUUGCAGUCUCUAGAAUUAUCGUUGAAUCUCCUUGCAGUGGAAUAUUUCAGGGAUCCUGUUGGAUAUACAGAAAUACUUUGGGCUCAGCGAUGGGAAGACAGGUCUACUGCAGACAGUCUUCACCUUGUGUUACAUGCUGGCUGCCCCCAUCUUUGGAUACCUCGGAGAUCGCUACAACAGGAAGAUCAUCCUUGGAGCUGGUAUUUUCUUCUGGUCUGGUGUGACCUUGGGGAGCUCAUUCAUCACUGAGUUGCAUUAUAGGUUAUUUGUUCUUUCAAGAGGAUUGGUUGGCAUUGGCUCUGCCAGUUACUCCACUAUAGCACCUACCAUCAUUGCAGACCUGUUUGAGGAAGGAAAAAGGACCACAGUGUUAUCUAUCUUCUACAUCUUCAUUCCAGUGGGAAGUGGCUGUGGUUAUAUGCUGGCAGCUGGCGUGGCAAAAAGCACAGGUGACUGGCACUGGGCAUUCAGGGUAACUCCUUGCAUGGGAGGACUGGCACUGCUUCUCCUGAUUCUACUGGUCCCUCACAAGAUCCAGAGAAAGACAGCAGCACACAGAGCACUGAGCAUCUCUGGCAUGAUAGGAAGAGCAGAUGAGAAGCCAGAUGCACACAGAACUGCCAAGACUACUUGGUGUCAAGAUGUGGGAUCACUUAUCAAGAACUGUAGUUUUGUCUGUUCCUCACUGGGUCUGACUGCCAUGGCCUUUGUCACCGGAGCUCUGGGAAUGUGGAUGCCACUGUUUCUGUACAGAGCUCAGGUUGUCCAAGGCCUUGUCCCACCAUGCCUCCAAGACUCGUGCAAUUCCUCUAACAGCCUAAUAUUUGGAGGCAUCACCAUUGGGGCAGGAAUCGUGGGUAUUAUUGCUGGGGCAGAAGCUGCAAGACGUUUAAGGAAGAUAAACAACAAAGCUGAUCCUCUGAUCUGUGCCUCAAGCAUGUUCAUUUCUGCCCUGUGCCUCUACAUAGCUCUGAUGGUGGCCCAGACAAACAUCCUUUCCACUUUUAUAUUUAUUGCAUUUGGAGAAUUGUUUUUGUCUGUAAACUGGGCUGUUGUGACAGACAUACUGCUGUACGUGGUGACACCAAGGCGACAGUCCACAGCCAUCGCCCUGCAGAUUUUGGUGAGCCAUUUGCUGGGAGAUGCAGGCAGCCCAUACCUCAUCGGGGUUAUCUCCAACGCUAUCCAGGCCAGGAACAUCCCAUCGCUGCAGUGGAGUUUCCGGAGCAUGCAGUACAGCUUUGUCACCUGUGCUUUUGUUGGGGUCUUUGGAGGAGGCUUUUUCCUCCUGACAUCUUUCUACGUCGAGGAAGAUCGGAAAGAAGCACAGAGGCUCUGAGGUGUCUGUGUGUCUUUAUAAUUUUGAAACUCAGAUGUGGUGACCUGCUGGACACCAGCCAUGGUAUUGUCUCUGUAACAUUAAACCAUGUUAAUGUCUGCCUUAUGGUAAUGCCACAUCAGUCUCUAUUAAAAAGAGAAGGGCAAAAUCCCAGUGAAGUCUCAGAUUAAACAAACCUUCCACAUUGACCAAAACAGACCACACAGCUCACAAGCAAAAUUGCUGUUAGUGCAAAAUGCUGCAGUACAUGGAAGUAACAUUCUUUACUGUAAUGCAUCCCUGCAGACUUCAUGGAACAUGAGGUUCUUUCUCUACUCUGAUCUUUCUCAGCCCUGUAGAACCAGUCCUGUUUCUCUGUAGCACUUCUCCCUCUUCCCUAAAAGAAAUCAUGUUCAAAGUAUAAAAGAUUUAGAAAAAACUUUUGAAUUGGACAGAGCCCUGUCCUCAAGCACCUGGAUUCUUACAGCCCUCUUCUGCUCGGACUUGGUUUUCCAGGUACC
Vidua chalybeata is the source of this 2723-nucleotide messenger RNA. RefSeq names its product SPNS lysolipid transporter 3, sphingosine-1-phosphate (putative) (gene SPNS3). The record is from RefSeq and is a predicted model, not a curated record. The transcript has 13 exons. Gene Ontology annotation, biological process: transmembrane transport. Gene Ontology annotation, cellular component: membrane. NCBI's taxonomy places the organism in Eukaryota, Metazoa, Chordata, Aves, Passeriformes, Viduidae. Gene Ontology annotation, molecular function: transmembrane transporter activity. The coding region runs from base 1018 to 2223 and encodes 401 amino acids.